Emericellopsis atlantica is the source of this 1524-nucleotide messenger RNA. RefSeq lists its product as uncharacterized. Gene Ontology annotation, molecular function: protein binding. Lineage: Eukaryota; Fungi; Ascomycota; Sordariomycetes; Hypocreales; Bionectriaceae. The transcript has a single exon. The record is from RefSeq and is a predicted model, not a curated record. The coding region runs from base 1 to 1524 and encodes 507 amino acids.
AUGUCCGCCACCCCUCAUCUCCCGAACGAGGUCCUGGCCCAGAUCUUUGGCUACUUCGAGUGUACCCUGCCGGUGAAAGAAUGGUGGAUGAACGAAGUCGAUGUGUCGCCCGUCGCAACCUUGAAGUCUCUCUGCCUGACUUGUCGAGCGUUCCGCCAUGUGGCCCAGCCUCUCCUCUUUCGCAAUGUCAUCAUCUGGGGUCGAAAGGACGAGGCAACGCUGUUUGUCAAGUUGAUGAAAGCUCUGAUUGGACGCCCCGGCCUUGGACACCAUGUUCGCACAUUCUCCUUCGGCUGGUACGACGAGUAUGAGGCUCGCAAUGCGGGCUUGAGCUGGCCAGAUGUCUUUGAUUGUAUGGACCAUAAGCUGGACCUCCCGCCUCGAUUCAAAGCCGCGAUGAGAUCAUGUUGCCAUGAGGCGAGUGGACCUGAUGCUGCGGCGGCAGCCAUGGUCUUUAUGCCAAACUUGCAGUUGGUCGACAUAAUGGCACUUUCAGAUGACGAUCUCCUGUCUGGGAUGCUGAGCGGGCGCCCCGAUGGCGUCUGGCCCCCAUCCGGGGGUGACAGUAUGCAGCACCAAGAAGCGCUGGAUGGGACAUCUGCAAAGAAAGGAUAUGCUAACUUUGGCCUGCCACUAUUGAAGGAAAUACGCAUCCAGCAUCCGGGCAAUGAAAUGUCCACUGACAUCUUGGACGUCGAAGGGGCCCUGCUCCAUCCCGGCGUGGAGACUGUCCGAACCGUUGGAAUACACUGGACAGCCGACAACUGUACGAGAGACUGGUGCCGGGAUGGCAAGUCGACCAUAAGAACACUUGAACUACGAGAGUGUAUCAUCGACGACGAGGGGUUGGAGAACAUGUUCCAGCAAUGUCCGGCGUUGGAGAGCCUGUCCAUUCAACUGGGGGACGCACGACGCGCGUUUGGCAUUGGCGAGGAUGAAUGGUACUUUGAUCUGAGGAAGAUUGCCAACGUACUCCAGAAGCAUGGAUCGUCUCUGAGGACGCUCAAUUUCCACACGCAAAACUCUGAGGAUGUGGUCGGUGGACAUGGUGGUCAGGCGCUGCGAGAUCUGACAGGCCUGAGGCAUCUCGCAUUUGACAAGAAAGACUUUAUGGGAAGCAUGAUGCAGGGUGAUACGGAGCCCUUUCUCAAAGACAUACUCCCGCCCAACCUCGAGACCCUCUACUUGCAUUACGACGACAUGUACAAUCCCUCUUCGUACGCGACAGCGGCCAGGCACAAGGCCAUGGAGCAAGAACUACACUUUGUCAUUACUUGUGGACAGUUCCCAAAUUUGCGAGAAAUCAAACUCGAGCAGCACCUGCACGACAAUGCACCCUUUGAGUAUAGCAUCAUGGGUUGGACAUGCAAAGUGUUCACGGAGGACUUGUGGCACAGACCUGUCUCGACAGGCUGCGCGCGCACAAUCAUAGCUCUCACGCGCGAGCAUCAGCGUCAAGAUAUCGCGGCAAGCGCUGGCACGGGUGUUGGGUUUGUGUCAAAUAGCCACGAGUUGGCCGGGUGA